Molecule: messenger RNA, 2101 nt
Organism: Aspergillus steynii IBT 23096
Lineage: Eukaryota; Fungi; Ascomycota; Eurotiomycetes; Eurotiales; Aspergillaceae
Product: basic helix-loop-helix domain-containing protein
Exons: 2
Coding region: 428-1771 (447 amino acids)
Biological process (GO): regulation of transcription by RNA polymerase II
Molecular function (GO): DNA-binding transcription factor activity, RNA polymerase II-specific; protein dimerization activity; RNA polymerase II cis-regulatory region sequence-specific DNA binding
Source: RefSeq, a predicted model, not a curated record
CCUGCCCCCGGUCACCUUUCCUCUCUUCUUACUUCUGAGUCUGAGGUGGAGUUCCGCUCUCGUCUGCACGAACUUUGUCUGGGUUUAUCAGCACCCUGUGGUCUAGACGUCUGGCUGACUUCUAAAUCGCAUCCACUUGUACCCUUCAGCUCCGCCGGAACCAAUCCAUAUCGAGAGAAAAAGAGACCGUUAAUUCCCCACGCACGACCUAGCCGUCAACCCCGGUUUAGCUUUUCGCGAUUUCGAGUUGUACUCUUGUCAGCAUCCCGCUUUCCAGGGGAUCAAAUAUCCUGCCUUUCCGCCGGAACAAAAGGCAUGUCCUCGUCGACCUACUCCGUGUUGCUCUCGACGAUCGAGUAGCAAAACUUUCGUGAAGCUUUCGCCUAUCCUAAACCGUCGUCGCUUCUUUUGCUAUCUUGCUGCGAUCAUGAACAUGAAUGGAUCCGAGCCCCAAAAUGGGCGCAAUAGUCCCCAACCGGGCCCAUUCGGCUAUUCUUUCCUUUCGCCCAUGGACACUCCUUAUGAACCCGCGCCUGCGCCGCCACCGGGACCGGCUCUACUGGACGAUCAGGAAUCAAAUAUGCUAGAUAGCUUUUUCACGACGAUGAAUUCCAACCAGUUCACCAAUGAAUUUUGGCUCCAAGGCAAUCAAAACAAAUCCUUUGGCCCGACAAAUUUCGAAUGGUCGACUGAAAUGCCCCCAACCUUUGAGGGCUCCACAACCUCACUCUCGCAACCUUCGGUCCCUCAACAUGGUCUAGAGAAACCAGGUUUCGGUGUGAUGCCCAACAAUAUGGGGACGAGCUCUGAUAUCUUUGCCGCCGCUUCCAUGCUCUAUCACAACGGCAUGAAUGGGACCGAGUUUAACACUGGAGUCGGACACCAUCCAUUUCCCACUUUCCCGGACGUGGACUUGAGUAAUGUCAGGUCACAUAGUAGCGGGAAAGCCGAACAGCACACUGACCACAUGCCCGCUAAGCCGGUCCCAUCGCGUCCGCGCGUACCGAGUGGCUUCCACACGUCCGAGAUGCUCUUUGAUGUGCGGGAGCCGAUAUCUGUUGAGCAGCAGGCCAUUGCGAAGGUACGGCCUCUACAUUGGGGCUCUGAUAUCAGCUUUAUGGAUCAAGGCUAUGUGGCACCACCUGAUCAACCAAAUGAAGAGGAGCAAACGAAGGAGCUUCUUGAUCAUCUGGACUGCUUUGAGCGACAGAGUAGUGCUGCCAACACCAGGGCACCUAGCCCGGAGCGGACGUUGGGUGGUCACGGGGCUUCCUGGACGGGAUCCAAUGCCGUUGGGCAGCCCAGCGAUCUACGAAGGGAAUACAGGGAUGACAAUUCCUCGCAACCGAAAAAGAAACAGAGGACACUAGUCAAGGAAGAGGAAGACGACGAGAACUCUGAUAUCGAUAGUUCAAACCCGAAGUCAAGGAGAUCCAGGGCCUCGAGCUACAACCGAUCCAGGAGGAUGUCUAGUGAUACCAUUCGCAAAUCAAGGCUCUCGCAAAGCGCAAAGGCUGCACGGGAAAAUCUAACGGAAGAGCAGAAAAGGAGCAACCAUAUCCUCUCGGAGCAGAAACGCAGAAAUCUCAUCAGACAAGGAUUUGACGAUCUAUGCUCGCUUGUACCCGGCUUGAAAGGCGGCGGGUUCAGCAAAAGUGCAAUGCUUACGCAGGCAGCAGACUGGUUAGAGGAGGUCUUGCAGGGAAAUGAAAUCCUCAAGGCGCAGCUAUCCGAGUUGAAUACCAUGAAUGGCUUGGUCAUGCCGAGGUGAUCUUGGUAUUCUAACGCGACCACGAUGUGAUAUUUCUGUUUCCCACGAUGCCCGGCCUGCGUUCAUUCGCGGUCGGUUUCAGUCCAAGCGAUUAAGCGAUUCGGCAGGAUGCAAUUCCCCUAUUUGGGAAUGCAGGCGUUUCUAUUGGUGAACAUGGAUUGGAAUCCUGAUCAUCUCCAUCUCCGCCAUUCAUUCAUUUUUACUUCGCAUAUGUUUUUAGCACCACAAUACCCUUUCCGGUUCAGACUUUGAUGAACAGGAAUCUUUAAUCAAAAUAAUGAGCGGGAUAGAAAGUACCUAUCGUGGAAUAUAUUCCGAUAAAAGUGACCU